Molecule: messenger RNA, 951 nt
Organism: Alternaria arborescens
Lineage: Eukaryota; Fungi; Ascomycota; Dothideomycetes; Pleosporales; Pleosporaceae
Product: Guanine nucleotide-binding protein subunit beta-like protein
Exons: 4
Coding region: 1-951 (316 amino acids)
Biological process (GO): rescue of stalled cytosolic ribosome; positive regulation of protein phosphorylation
Cellular component (GO): nucleus; cytosol
Molecular function (GO): translation regulator activity; protein kinase C binding; ribosome binding
Source: RefSeq, a predicted model, not a curated record
AUGGCCGAGCAACUCGUACUCCGUGGUACCCUCGAGGGCCACUCUGGCUGGGUCACCUCCCUUGCCACCUCUCUGGAGAACCCCAACAUGCUCCUCUCCGGAUCGCGCGACAAGACUCUGAUCAUCUGGAACCUGACCCGCGACGAGACCUCGUACGGUUACCCCAAGAGGAGCCUCCACGGCCACUCCCACAUUGUCUCCGACUGUGUCAUCUCCUCUGACGGCGCCUACGCUCUGUCCUCAUCGUGGGACAAGACUCUCCGCCUCUGGGAGCUCUCCACCGGUGCCACCACCCGCCGCUUCGUCGGCCACACCAACGACGUUCUCUCCGUCUCCUUCUCCGCCGACAACCGCCAGAUCGUCUCCGGAUCGCGCGACCGAACCAUCAAGCUCUGGAACACCCUCGGUGACUGCAAGUACACCAUCACCGACAAGGGCCACACCGAGUGGGUUUCGUGCGUGCGCUUCUCCCCCAACCCCCAGAACCCCGUCAUCGUCUCCGCUGGUUGGGACAAGCUCGUCAAGGUCUGGGAACUCGCUUCCUGCCGCAUCCAGACCGACCACAUCGGUCACACCGGAUACAUCAACACCGUCACCAUCUCGCCCGAUGGCUCCCUGUGCGCCUCCGGUGGUAAGGACGGAACCACCAUGCUCUGGGACUUGAACGAGUCCAAGCACCUCUACUCUCUCUCCGCCGGUGACGAGAUCCACGCCCUCGUCUUCUCCCCCAACCGCUACUGGCUGUGCGCUGCCACCGCCUCCAGCAUCAUCAUCUUCGACCUCGAGAAGAAGAGCAAGGUUGACGAGCUGAAGCCCGAGUACUUGGAGGUUGGCAAGAAGAGCCGGGAGCCCGAGUGUGUCUCCUUGGCCUGGAGCGCCGACGGCCAGACCCUGUUCGCUGGAUACACUGACAACAAGAUCCGCUGCUGGGGUGUCAUGGCACGGGGAUAA